This is a messenger RNA of Oryzias latipes (Japanese medaka), 2161 nucleotides long. It is a transcript of the gene pccb, whose product is annotated as propionyl-CoA carboxylase subunit beta. Gene Ontology annotation, cellular component: mitochondrion. Gene Ontology annotation, molecular function: propionyl-CoA carboxylase activity. The record is from RefSeq and is a predicted model, not a curated record. Lineage: Eukaryota; Metazoa; Chordata; Actinopteri; Beloniformes; Adrianichthyidae.
UGUCUUCGGUGGCCUUCAGAGCAGGCAGGACAAUGAUGGCGGCCUUCGGUGUAGCUCGUAGCAGCUGCGGGCUGAUAAACAGCUUCAGGGGCUCAUUCAGACUUUUAGCGCAAGUAAAAUGCGGCGCAACACCUGCGUCAGGGCCGCAGAGUCACGUCCCGCGGGCCUGUCGCUGGUACUCGGUCAGCCACCUGUCCGUUAAGGAGAGAAUUGAGAAGAAACGGAAGGCGGCGCUCAUCGGGGGAGGUCAGAAGAGAGUAGAUGCACAACAUAAAAAGGGUAAACUGACAGCCAGGGAGAGGGUGGCGCUCCUGCUGGAUCCUGAGUCCUUCGUGGAGACUGACAUGUUCGUGGAGCACCGAUGCUCUGACUUUGGCAUGGAGCAGGACACUAACAAGUUUCCCGGAGACAGCGUGGUGACAGGCCGUGGCAGGAUUAACGGCAGGCUGGUUUAUGUGUUUAGUCAGGACUUCACUGUCUUUGGUGGAAGCUUGUCUGGAGCUCAUGCACAGAAGAUCUGUAAGAUAAUGGACCAGGCCAUGACGGUCGGCGCUCCUGUCAUCGGGCUGAAUGACUCCGGAGGAGCCAGGAUCCAGGAGGGAGUGGAGUCCCUGGCUGGUUAUGCCGAUAUUUUCCUGAGGAACGUCCUUGCUUCAGGGGUCGUCCCUCAGAUCUCCCUCAUCAUGGGCCCCUGUGCAGGGGGGGCUGUCUACUCCCCCGCACUGACAGACUUCACCUUCAUGGUUAAGGACACGUCGUACCUGUUUAUCACAGGUCCGGAUGUGGUCAAGUCUGUCACCAACGAGGAUGUGACCCAAGAGGAGCUCGGAGGAGCCAAAACUCACACCAGCGUGUCCGGGGUGGCACACCGCGCUUUUGAGAACGACGUGGAGGCGCUGCUAAACCUAAGGGAGUUUUUCAACUUCCUGCCGCUGAGCAACCAGGACGCGCCCCCCAUCAGGGAGUGCCACGACCCCAGUGAUCGAUUGGUGAAGGCGUUGGACACCAUUGUCCCGUUUGAGUCAACAAAAGCCUACGACAUGCUGGAGAUCAUCCAUGCAAUAGUGGACGAACGGGACUUUUUCGAGAUCAUGCCCAGUUACGCCAAAAACAUCGUCGUGGGCUUUGCCAGGAUGAACGGGCGCACUGUGGGCAUUGUGGGUAAUCAGCCCAAAGUGGCUUCAGGCUGCUUGGACAUCAACUCCUCGGUGAAGGGAGCUCGCUUCGUCCGCUUUUGUGACGCCUUCAACAUUCCCAUCAUCACCUUUGUGGACGUGCCGGGUUUCCUGCCAGGUACGGCUCAGGAGUACGGAGGCAUCAUCAGACAUGGAGCCAAACUGCUGUUUGCAUUUGCCGAAGCGACUGUACCAAAAAUAACCAUCAUCACCAGAAAGGCUUAUGGGGGAGCGUACGAUGUGAUGAGCUCCAAACACCUAAGAGGGGACGUCAACUACGCCUGGCCCACGGCUGAGGUUGCUGUCAUGGGUGCUAAGGGGGCCGUUCAAAUCAUCUUCAGAGGAAAGGAGAAUCAGGCGGAAGCAGAGGCGGAAUACGUGGAAAAGUUUGCCAACCCUUUCCCAGCUGCUGUCAGAGGUUUUGUGGACGACAUCAUCGAGCCGUCAUCGACACGCAAGAAGAUCUGCAGCGAUCUGGAGGUGCUGGCCAGCAAGAAGCAGGUCAACCCCUGGAAGAAGCACGCCAACAUUCCUCUGUGAAGAACGCCUUCUGCUCUGUAGCGCCACCUACAGGCAGCUCAAAAUCUGCAGUACUGUUUGUCACUCCACUAAAAGCAUCAAAUCCUCUUCUAUAGUCACGUAUGAGACUGCAGGUUUUGGAAACAGUGACCUAAAAUCAGGACAUUUACUUUUUACAAAACUCGGCAACAUCUUUUUUUUACCAUCUGUAGAGGGAAAACCCCUCUAAAUCCCAGUAGGAGUACAGUACAUAUUGAUUUACUUUAGUAGAAUUUAAAGUGAUAUACUGUAACCUCUUCAGUGUUUGUAAUGGACCCCAUCUGUCCCACUCUGCUGCUGUGCCUUCUCUUAUUUGGAAAAGCAGACUCUGUUCAUUCAUCCAUUUGUACAUUUUCUGUGCAUCAUUUGUGAAGCAAAUUUAGUCUUCCACGGAUUUGGUUUGAAUAAAAUACGGCUUGGAUUAACAA